GCUUAGCGUAGCGUAGCGUUACGAUCGAUAAUUUUAAGUUAAAGUUAUACAAUAAAGUUAAAUGUAAUAAGUUAUAAAGUACAUUAGACAAUAAGUGUGACUUUAAAGCAUAAUGGCCGAAUUUUUUAAAGGCUUGUUGUUGUCGGUUUUAUCUGAAAAGUGUUAUGAUGAAUACUUCGUCAAUUACAACUUCCUCGACGUACCAUGUUUUAAAACAACCCUCAGCCGAGGAUUGGGAAUUGGUAUCAUCGCAGGGUCAAUUCUAGUAAAAGUUCCCCAAAUUCUGAAGAUUGUGGGCAGUAAGAGUGCUGAGGGCAUCAACAUCUAUGGAGUAUGCUUGGAGCUGUUUGCAAUCACUGCUAACUUUGCAUAUAGUUAUGUCAUGAACUUCCCAUUUAGUGCAUGGGGUGAAGCAAUUUUCUUAGCUAUUCAAACUGCAAUUAUAGCAGCCCUAGUUCUGCACUAUGGUGGGUCAGCAGCAAAAGCAUUAGCCUUUCUAACGGUGUAUGUAGGACUGGUAGCAACACUAGUUAGUGGUCAAACCCCUACAGACAUAUUGUGGUCCAUGCAGGCAGCUACUGUGCCUAUAAUAGUAAUAGCUAAGUCAAUUCAAGUUAUCACAAACUAUAAAAAUGGUAGCACAGGACAAUUAUCUGCAGUGACAUGCCUGAUGCUGUUUGGUGGAAGCAUUGCAAGAAUAUUCACAUCCAUUCAAGAGACUGGCGAUUUGCUCAUAAUAGUGACUUAUUGUGUGUCAACUAUUGCAAACGGCGCAUUAGUUUUGCAGUUGUUCUGGUAUUGGAAUGUGGACAAGAGUAACAAAAAUAAGAACAAGAAGAAAAAGAAACGCAUAUAAAUAUGUGCAGUGCACACAAACAGAACAAAAUUAUUGGAAAAGCUAGUAGACAAUGUUAUAAUUUUGUUGAAAUAAAACCAGUUUACUGUG
Messenger RNA from Pectinophora gossypiella (pink bollworm), 946 nucleotides. RefSeq names its product mannose-P-dolichol utilization defect 1 protein homolog. The record is from RefSeq and is a predicted model, not a curated record. The transcript has 4 exons. Lineage: Eukaryota; Metazoa; Arthropoda; Insecta; Lepidoptera; Gelechiidae. Gene Ontology annotation, biological process: oligosaccharide biosynthetic process. The coding region runs from base 113 to 856 and encodes 247 amino acids.